Vitrella brassicaformis is the source of this 2744-nucleotide messenger RNA. NCBI's taxonomy places the organism in Eukaryota, Vitrellaceae. The record is from the annotation of a GenBank genome assembly.
UCACAUGAUCACACAGCAAGGCCCACAAGCAGGAUUGUACUUCUCCAUGAUCUCUCUGAUGUCCGGCUUGUUCUCCACCAAAUCCCACGGCGUCUCCCCCUAUUGUGUUGGGAUGAGAUGAGCACACCACUCAGCCCAUCGAUGGUGUGAAUCUCUGUGUGCACUCACCUUAUUGUUUUUGAUGUCCAGCAGCGCACCGCCGCCCCAUUCGAGCCUUUAGACACAGAGAGAGAGAGAGUGUGGAUGAGAUGUUCGCGUCAGUCAGUCAUCUGUGUCGCUCACAGCUGAGACACAGCAGCAGAGUGGCCAUAGAAUGCAGCCCCAUGGAGUGCCGUCCAGCGGAACUGUGUGUGUCAUGCACACAAAGAGAAGGCAAUCAAUCAGUGAGAGAAGACUGUAUUGUCUCACGUUGUUCUUCUGUGUCAGCAGAUUUUCCCCUCCUUUGGCGUACACUGCCUUCAUCACAUCGACAUAACCAUGCUGGGCAGCAUGCAUGAAUGGCGUCAUGCCAUACUGCAAUCACCACACAUACAACACAAUUGACACACUGAGGCGGCAGAGACAUGUGUGCUCUGUUACCUUGGUGCGUGCAUCGAUCAGUUUGGAAUCCCACUCCAUCAACUUAUUGACGACCGCAAAAUGGCCAAACUCGGCAGCCCAGUGAAGAGCAUUCGAACCAUCCUGCAUUCCAUCACAGCCAACACACGUCUCCUUAUCACCAUGAGCCCACCAGAUGGUUUGUCUGUGUCAAUACCUCGUCUGUUUGCUGCAGUACGUCAGGUUUGCUCUCAUACAUAACCAACAUGAUACCCACGUGACCCUUCAGUGCAGCCCGAUGGAAGGGUGUGUACUGCAGGAAUGAGAAGACACAGACAGAGACCACUGAGGGCAUUCCUGUCGUCUUCACAAUUGAAUACCUUGAAGGAUGAGUCGUCUCGUUUGUCAAGUAUGUCCUUUCCCUCCUUUUCGAUGAGCAUCUUCGCCGACUGCUCAUUGCCAUCCUUGACGGCAUCGAAGAUGUCAGUCUGCCACACAACCAGCACAAUGACAGCGGCCCAUUGACGUGUGGGAUUCAGUUGCUAUCUACCUUACGUAUUUGAUCUGCGGCUGUGGGGAGCUCGGCGGUGUCUUUAUUGACGGCUCCUGGGCGGGUGACACUAAACGACACCGACAGAGCAUCGGAUGGUGUGUCUCUAUCUGUGUGUGUGUGUGUGUGUGCGUGCGUGUUCAUGUGUCUCCGUUACCUAUUUCAUACGGAAUCUUGAGCAGAUCGAGAAUCUGACCUCAUUGCACACAAAGAGAAUUCGCAGGUCGAACUGCAGAAAAGAGGUGAAAAUCGUUUACCUCCAAAGCCGACGGACGCUUCUUGAGAUUGUAUUCGAAGCAUUUCUGAGACCACACAUAAAAAAACUCACAAAGAUGCAGUCCAGAAGGGAAAUUCUCACCUCAAUGACCGCUUUCGCAUGCGGGGCAAAGGGAAAAUCAGGAACAAACGGCUUCUGAACAGAGACUUUUAUGUGAAUUCUGAUAGUGUGUGUGAGAUUCUGAUAGUUUCACCGACCUUCUUCUGCCUUUCGACCAAGUCAUGUAUCUGGAACUUCGAAUACUCUUGGAAAGGCAUAGGACCGCCUAGAAUCUCCGAAAUUAUCCCUCCUGUAUGUGUCCAUAGCGUCAUGACAAAGAAGGUGCAUGGUCGCGACAGAAGGCAGCUUACCGAGGGACCAGAUGUCCGACUCAUAUGAAAUAUCGCCUGCCUCUGUCCGCUGUCGAAAUGCCUCCGGCGCCGUAUAAUACUCCGUCCCCAGACUCUCUGGGAAAGCGAAUAGCGAAUCUUCGUCUUGAGCUUCAAGAACAGGAGAAAGAGAGACAAAUGUCUUCCGCUUACCUUGUUGACGCGCCCGACCAAAAUCAGUCACCUGAUAAGCCAUCAUCGAAGAAGGCAGCACUGCGUAACUUCUCUUCAUUUACCUUGGCAUCAUGCAUUUCAGACAACAGAACAUUCUCGGGCUUGAGAUCGCGAUGAAUCUGAAAGAAGGGAAUAAAAUGGAGGUGUAGGCAGGAAAAGUAUAUACUAGACAUACUAUUCCCUUGACGGUGUGCAAGUAAUUAACGGCCUUGCAUAUCUGGACAACAUACAGCGAUGCAGCGAUGUAUGAAAACGUAUGAAGCCUUUCUCUUUUCUGACGUGUCUGAUAAGCUGGUUGCGUUGGCUUUCGGGCAGUGGCAUCUCUGGCGUCGGCUGCAUCUUUUCAAGGAAGGUCCUCAAUGAACCACCGCUGCACAGCUCCAUGACGAUCAUGACGCCAUACUUCUUUGCCGCGUCGCCCUUGGCCAAACACACGCCAUAGACCUUGGCGAGAUUCGAGUGAUCCGCCCCGACCAUGGCAGAGACCUCCUUCAUCACCUCAUCAUAGAGCUCCUGCAGGCAGCACAGAAGGCGGUAAUGAAGGCAGCGCUCGCAACGUUGUCUGGCGAUCAUCUUGUGGUCUUCUUACGUAUAGUUUGUUUUUGUAAUGCAUAAGAAUCUGGGGGGAUGGGUACUUGAUUGCCACAGGGUGGCCGUUGUACUCUCCUGCUCGCACAAUACCCGAUGAGCCUGCACCUGCACAUGUGCAUACAAGAACAGACUCACAAACGGCCAUGGAAUCAAUGAUGUGUCCUUUCUCACCGAGAGCGUCCUCUUUCUCUUUCAAAUUCAGUUUCUCGAAGUCAAUUCUACGGAACUCUGCAGUAGAUUCCGCCAU